AUGGCUGUUAUUAACAUUCACAAAGAGAUAAUAGAGGAGGAGUCUCAAUAAGAUACUGAUGAGAGAGACUUUGAAAAUGACUACAUAGAUGGAGAUGAAUGUGAAGAAGACUGUGAUUAGUAAGAUGGAGAAUCUCAAAUCAAUGAAGAUGGAGAGGAAGAGGACUAUGAGUUGAACUCGGAAGAAGAGGAGUUGUUUCAAAGACUUGAAGAAGAUAAUUAAUUUGAAUAAUUCUAAGUCAAUUAAAAUGAACUUGAGGAGGUUGAAGAACUUGAGGAAUCGAAAUUUGACAGGAUUAAUGAGGAUGGAGAUAUUACCAAUAUAUAAAUAAUUGAGAACUUGAGCUAUGAAAGAGAGAAAAGUCCAUAUGAAGAUAAUGAUGAGUAAAACAAAAAUGAUGAAGAAGAGAAUCAAUAAGAAUAUUUGGAAGAGGAUGAUGAGGAAGGUGAGAAUGAGGAUAUGACUGAAGAAAAUGAAGAGGAACCUUAAUCUCUCUAGGAAGUGAAUAAAAGAAAUGAUGAGUUCUGGGCUAAAUAAGCUGAGAGAAUCAAUUCAAAGAUGAAUGGAAUGAUGAAAUCUAUGGUUAACUAACAAUCGAAAGACAUUUUCAACUAGUAAUAGCAAAUGAACUGUUUCGCUUUUUACAGUGGUCAUCUUAAAUAAUGCUUAAGUGGAAUGUCUAAUACUAGCAAGAGCAAUAUUGAGAAAUUGUUUUACGACACAAAGAGUAAAGAAGAAUAGCAUCAAACUAAUGAAGAUCCUUAGAAACUGAAAAAGAAAAGGAACUUAGUAUCUAACAAUCUAGAGUAAUCUUAUCAUAUUCGAUCAGUAGUUAAACUAUUUGACGAGCUCAAUAACUAUUAGAAAAUUUAUCCAUUUGUGAAACAAGUUUUUCAAAAUAAACAUAUUCAGUUCAAGAAUUUUACCAAAAAUAAGGACAAUAUUGUAAAUUAGUUAACAGCGAAAUAUUGUAAAGCUUAAACGUAUCCUGUAAGAAAGCCAUAAAAGCCUCCUCUAUAUGAUGAAAACUUAUAAAUUCGUAAAUAAUAUCACUACAAGCUCAGAAAAAGGGUAUUUUGCUUGAGUAAUAAAAAGAAUGCUGUAUACGAAGAAGAACCUGAAAAGGAGAAGCCAACUAUAAUCUAGACUUAAUCGACUAUCAGUAAAUAAUUAGACUCUCAACGACAAAGCAAAAUGGCUGAGAAUAACCCUAGUCCUAGUGUUCUAUAGAAUAAAACUAUUGUUACCUCUGUGUUGGCCUAAAAUGGAAACUACAAUAAAUAUAGUUAGUCUAUGAUUUAAAAACAAAAAGUUGGAACAACCUACGAGCCAUUAAAUGAAGAAUUAUACUAGAACUCACUAUCUAAUCAUCAUUCGCCAGAAAGAAAUCAAGGAUUAUCACCUAUGCAACACCAUUUCUCAGCAUUGCAUAAUAUUGGGCACGAAUUUACUAAAGAAUUUUUGAAUUUAAAGCCAGACCCAAUACAAAUACUUUAGCAAUAAAGACUAUCUGGACUUAGAAUUGAUAAUAAACCCUAGGAAGAUAUUUUCAGCAUAAGAGAUGAGAUCAUGGAAAUCAAUAAGUAUUAUACUGGAUCGCAUUUGAUUCAUGACUCAAAUUUUGGAUAAAGAGGAUCAUAGAAAUAUUUGGAAAAUAAUGAUUCUUAGAAAAAGAUUGGAACGAUGGCAAAGAAAUAUUAAAAUCAGUAUAACAAAUUCUAGAUAUUCGACCAUAAUAUGCUUAGAGGUCCAACUAAAUUUGAUAAAGGCUUUUUCAAGCAAGAUUUUCAUCUCAGUAAAGGAGCCCUAGAUACAGUUGGCUAAACUAGGCGAUAAGUUGCUAGAGAAAAUAAUACUAUGACAAUAGCAGGAACAAGUACAAGCGGCACUAACGGAAGAACCUCAAACCUUUCAUAACUGGCUUAGCCUCCUAGAACCUAGCAGUCACACCUAGCUCGAUCUCAAUAGGUAUAAACUAGUCAGUAACAAUAAAAAUCAAAUAUGGAUUCCUAAAACAAAGAGUCAAAGCUUGCAUAAAUAUGGACAGAGGUAGACCAAAAUGCUGAACUCCUCAGAUAGGAUAAGCAAAAAUCCUUUGUCCAGCAUUCAGUAAUUGGUGGAGGAGGAAGAGAAACCAUAUCAGGAGGAACAGCAAGUACAUCUGCAACCUCAACUAACUUAGGAAACAACCAAAAAUAGUAGCAACAAUAGUAGCAGCCAUCCAUAGGAUAGCAGCAGCCAAUAAUAGGACAAUAAUAAAUUAUAGUCACGUAGUAGCACUGGAUAAUCCCGCAAGAUGAAUAAUAGAUGCAGUAAUUAUACUAACAAUAGUAGUCGUCAACACCUUAUCGAAUAUUCUGUCCACAGAAAAUACUUUCAAGCAAAAUAAGAGGAAAGCCCAAAUCAUCAGCAAGAUAGGGUGCUCUAAAUAGCAGCUAAACUUCAGGACUUUCAGGCUAAUUAGGAACCUAGAAACCGGUAGGGAGCUAGUAACAGUAAUAGGACUUAAUCACUCAUAAGUAAGGGUUCUAAUAAAAUCUCGAAUCAUAAUAGUAAAAAGAUGAUCAAGGAGAAUCUAGACUCAAGGUAUAUAACAAGUAAUCAAUGGGAACUCAGAGACAACCUGAACUCCAACAGUCUAUAUUAAGCUCAGAUCUCUUUGUAAACAACUAAUCCCACUAUUAAUCAGACUUCAGGAAUAGAUCAUUGAAACAGGAUAAAUUAAUUUAAGGUGAAACCGGACUUGAUUAUAAGUAAAGAGGACUAGAGAAGAGAGAGCACUCAGCAGCUGGAUUAAUUGUAAUCGAGCAAAAUUUAGCAACCAGAGACUAUUCCAACAAUCAUAAUAAAAGACUCAAGAACUAAUAACAGCAAUAUCAAUAAUACAAUGCAGAAUGGUAAUAGAAACAGUCUAAGGGCUAACAAUAAUCAGAUGUCGAUGGAAACGAGGGAAUUCUGUAAAAGUUAUAAUAAUAGCACAAGUCACAAGAGUCAUUUGAACUUUAAGAUACAAGACAAUAACCCAAACUUACUGGGAGCACAACACCAUUAGACCUCAGAUAGUUGAGAGCAAAAGCAGUAGAGCAAGUAUCAGGAAUUUAAUCCUUACAACAUAAACAAUCCUUAGGAGAAGCAGCUGAGAUCACCUCAAAAUUAGCAAAUACAGUAAAUGCAAACCAAUAUUCAGUUGGGAGUGAACUUGAAUAAUGCAAAUUAAAGCAUCGUUCCACAAUCGAACGAGUCUUAUACUAGACCAAAUCACCUGCUUUCCUAUAGGAGAAGAGCUCAUCUUUAGCAAACUAACCAGCCAGCUCUCAGUAUAACUCAGAAUAAUCAGCUCAGCAAAAGUAACAAAUAGAACUAAUUAGCAAACAUAAGUAUGUAAUAAAUGAGCAGUUAGUACAGUUAAGGACCUCAGCAUUCAUGCAACUGGAUCUAUAAGGCAGCUCUUAAAGAUCUGCUUAACGAUAGCAACUAGUCAGGCCGAGAAAUCAAGACCAACCUGAUAAUAGGGUGCAAACUUAGCAAUAACACGAUUUCGAAACCUAGCAAUUCGGAAAGUCAACAGCUUAAGUUUUUAAUGCCCCUAAAUAAAAGUAAUAAUACUAGCAAAGACAGCAACACCAGUAAUUCAGUUAAUCAGUAAAAUAGUAACAACUAUAAUUAAGGAAUUCUCAACAGUUUUAAUAGCAAUCUAUAGGCUUGAUUCCAGCAAACUUAGAUUAUCAGCAGCAAUUAAUAGGAGCUCCUGGAUCAGCCACAAAUUUCAUACCCCCAAUAGGAUUAAUAAACUCCCAAGUUGGAUAGAAGCCCAUAUAAAAUUUUAAUAUUCCCUAUCAGUUCAAGAUUGGUGGCAAAUAAUGA
Molecule: messenger RNA, 3864 nt
Organism: Stylonychia lemnae
Lineage: Eukaryota; Ciliophora; Spirotrichea; Sporadotrichida; Oxytrichidae
Source: the annotation of a GenBank genome assembly